Molecule: messenger RNA, 2986 nt
Organism: Ahaetulla prasina
Lineage: Eukaryota; Metazoa; Chordata; Lepidosauria; Squamata; Colubridae
Gene: NXF1
Product: nuclear RNA export factor 1
Exons: 21
Coding region: 16-2190 (724 amino acids)
Biological process (GO): poly(A)+ mRNA export from nucleus
Cellular component (GO): cytoplasm; nucleus
Molecular function (GO): RNA binding; protein binding
Source: RefSeq, a predicted model, not a curated record
CCUCACCGGAAGCCCAUGGCGGCGGCGGCAGCGGAGGCUGCGAGUUCCCCGCCGCGCCUGCGCAUUGGGCGGCUCGCCUCCGUUCCAGAGCCACUCGCUGAGGGGAGCGGGGAGAAGAAAGGCGAGCGGUUGCGGCGGCGGAGGAGGCGGCGUCAGCGGCGGCGGAAGGGGCCGGCGGGCCAAGAACCACUCUUUUCCGAGGCCUCUCUCCGCGGCCUGUGCGCCGAGGGGGGGGAGUCGUUCUCCGAGGUGCCCGCCAGCGGGGCUCCCUUCAUGGCCGAGGGCGGGAAAGGCGGGUACAGCGAACAUGACGACCGCGUGGCCACCGGCAACAGGCACUAUGCACGGAGGAGAAAGGGCCGUGUCCCCUUCCGAGGAAAAAUGUACAGCGAGAUGGGCUCUCACCAGCGCGGUUGGAACAGUUCUGGGUCCGGUACUCGUAGCUGGCUCGACGACGACGACGGGGAUGUUCUCAUGAGCGAUGCUCACGAAGUGCUCCGAACGCGCUACUCUCCUUACGGGUCACGUCCGCACAGACCAGACCGAGGGAGUCCGAGCCUUAUGAAUGCCACCGUGAGACGAAAUCUGAAUAUUGGGGACCGUGCUCCUCCUCCUCACAAAGGGACAGGAAGCAAGAAGACUUGGUUCAGGAUUACGAUUCCUUACGGAAGAAAAUACGAAAAGAACUGGCUGAUGAAUGCCAUACGCGAAACCUGCAGCGUCCCCUUCCACCCCGUGGAGUUCCACUGCGUGAAUAAUCGGGUUGUGUUCUACGUAGAAGACACUUCUGUGGCCAACGCCCUUAAGCAGAUCUCUCGUAAAAUUUGUUCUCCGGAUGGAUACAAGGUGGCGAUACUCAUAAACACAUGCAACCCGCCGAUAACUGUCCAGCAUGAACUGAAACCAGAAGACAUUGAGCAGCUGAAGCAAUGUAUGAGUAAAAGGUACGAUAGCGCCAAUCAAGCUUUGGAUAUGAAAAAUAUCCACACAGAUCCCGAUCUGAUAGCCCAGAAUAUCGACAUUGUGUUGAACCGCCGAAACUGCAUGUUAGCUGUGCUGCAGAUCAUCAACGACAACAUCCCCGAGCUCCUCUCCCUCAAUCUAAAUGACAACAAGCUCUACCGCCUCGACGACAUGUCUGAGCUAUAUCGGAAAGCUCCCAACCUGAAGAUCCUCAACUUGUCUUGUAACCAGCUGAAGACCGAACACGAGCUGGACAAGCUGAAAGGCUUAAAGCUGGACGAACUGUGGCUGGACAACAACCCCCUGUGCGACGGCUUUCGGGACCGCUCCAUUUAUAUCAGCUCCAUCCGAGAACGGUUCCCAAAGCUGCUGCGGCUGGACGGUCACGAGCUGCCCCCACCGAUCUCCUUUGACGUUGAAGCCCCGACCACUCUGCCUCCGUGCAAGGGCAGUUAUUUCGCCUCCGAAGGCUUGAAAAUGCUGAUCGUUCGCUUUUUACAACAAUACUACACCAUCUACGAUUCUGGAGACCGACAAGGCCUCCUGGAUGCCUAUCACGAGGGGGCGUGCUGUUCGCUGAGUAUCCCAUUCUCCGUGAAUCACCCUUACAGGAACUCUUUGGCUGAAUAUUUCAAAAACAGCCGGAAUGUGAAGCGACUGAAGGAUCCUUCCUUGCGCUUCCGACUCCUCAAACACACUAAGUUGAAUGUCGUGGCUUUCCUCAGCGAAUUGCCCAAGACUCAGCACGACGUGAAUUCCUUCGUGGUGGACGUCUGCGCGCAAACGAAUUCGCUGUUAUGUUUUACCCUGAGCGGAAUCUUUAAGGAAGUCGACAGCCGGUCUCGGGACAUGGUGCGAGCCUUCACCCGGGUCUUCAUUGCCGUACCUGUGGGCCACAGCGGGUUGAGCAUUGUGAACGACCAGAUCUUCAUCCGCAAAGCCAACAACACGGAAAUCCGCAAAGCCUUCAUCAUGCCGGCCCCCACCCCGUCCUCCAGCCCCGUGCCCACUCCUUCCGCCGAGCCCAUGCCCUCUUCGAUCCCCGGACCCAUCCUGACGGUCGAGCAGCAGGAAAUGUUGCAGAAUUUCUCCUUGCAGUCGGGCAUGAACAUGGAGUGGUCUCAGAAGUGCCUCAUGGACAACGAUUGGAACUACGCGAAAGCAGCUCACGCCUACACCCAGCUGAAGGCUGAGCAGAAAAUUCCCGAAGUGGCGUUUAUCCACUGAGCGUCCACAAACGACCAAAGUCGAUCGGAGCAGCGUUUUUAUUGUUCGGAUAACCUGGGGUUUUUUUUUUUUUUUUUUUUUGUAAAUAAAAGUUUUCUCCGUUGUAAAUUAAAAGAGACUCCUGCCCUGCUCCCGAUCGUGGGGGGGAAACGCCGUGCCUCUUAAAAACCUUUUGCCGUUCAGAGGCGGAGGUGGAAAAAACCGUGAGUUGCGCCGUAGUAGAAGACGACGCAGCCCCAUUCCCGGCGCCCGUCGGCAGUUGGAAGAGACUCUGGGAGAAGCCGGCGGCCGAGAAGACAAAUUCAGAAGCCAGAGAGAAAAAGAAAGAAGAAAGAAAGACACAUCCACCUUUCCUUUCUUCCAAUCCCUUUCUGUUCAGAAACAUCAACUUGUUUAGGAAUUACUUUUGGCCAAUUCUUAAACCUAUUUUUCCCACCCACCCCUAAAGCAACCCACUCGAACGUCGGGUUUCAAAUACGCCGAGACGGGUCAGCCGUUCUUAAAACACAAAGGUGAUACUGCCAGAACUCUUUAAACUUUCAAACUAGGAAAAAAUAAAGAGCUUCCCAAACUCUUGUUAUUUUGUUCCCCCCCCCCCCCGCCCCCGGCGUUAAAUUUCCUCAUUGCUAGGUGCGGUUUGUCAGAUCGUAGCGCCUGGUUCUACUUCGAGGUGUUGUUUUCCUUUUAGGCGAGAAAAAGCUUGGAGGGGCCGUUCUUUUCCAGCUAGCUCAACCUUCUAUGUUUUCCUUCCAGUCCUUGGAAACACUCUGCCUAGUAAAGUUAUUAUUAAAAUCUU